Molecule: messenger RNA, 552 nt
Organism: Eimeria maxima
Lineage: Eukaryota; Apicomplexa; Conoidasida; Eucoccidiorida; Eimeriidae
Exons: 1
Coding region: 1-552 (183 amino acids)
Source: RefSeq, a predicted model, not a curated record
AUGUCCAUGUGCAGCUGCAACAUCAAGGGCAUCGGCCCCUUCAACCUGGCGGCUUGCGUCGUGAUAUUUUCGCUGUACAAUAUGCUGAGUUCUACUGUUGAACUAUGUGCUGUUAUGAGGAGGAGCGCCCUCCAGGGUGCCUCGGACUCUGUCGCAGCCUUUAACUUCUUCUCGUCGUCCUUCACUAUCAUCGCCGGGGCUUUGGGAGUCCUCUCAACUGUCACGAAGUCCCACCGAUUUGUUUUGGUUGUUCUAGUUGUGGCGAUUAUGACAAUGGUAUGUGAUGCAGGAGAGCUAAUAGCCAAUGCAUUAUCGGGUGCUCCCAGCGUGUUUCAGUUCAUCAUGACGACGCUCCACUUCAUGCUCAACUCCGUUGCCAUGGUGGUAUUUUUGUCGUAUUACCGCGUCUUGAAAAGAGGUGGAACAGGCAGAGAAAGGAUGUCACCUGACGACUUCAAGAAUAUGGAGGACGCAUCCACAGAGAACGGAGAGAAUCCUCUCUCUAGUCCUAAAAUGGCUAUGGCAAAAGAGGACACGCCAUUGAUGGCAUGA